Molecule: messenger RNA, 1050 nt
Organism: Ramularia collo-cygni
Lineage: Eukaryota; Fungi; Ascomycota; Dothideomycetes; Mycosphaerellales; Mycosphaerellaceae
Exons: 1
Coding region: 1-1050 (349 amino acids)
Source: RefSeq, a predicted model, not a curated record
AUGGGAUGGCUCUGGGGUACAAGCUCUGAUGGUGACGACCCAAAGAGCAAAUUGGAUCCAGCGUUGAGGGAGUUUCUUGAUAGCGAGCGGCCGCGAAAAGACGAAGACAGGCAAAGGCACGAUAAUCUCCCCUCCGGUUCUGUACAGCGUCCACCUCCGUCAGAAGAUGGCGCACCGACAACGUACCGAUCUCAGCUCGGACUCGACGUACCUGGUAUAGACCAGCAAAACCAGAACUCGCGGUCGACGACUGAUCGUCCGGCCGUGCCUCCCGAAUCACUUUUCCAGGACGGACGAUAUGCGCAUCUCUGGCAGAACUAUCGACCCCAAACAGAGGUCGAGGCGGCUGGACGGUCCGACCAGGACCGUUUGUCGGAAGUGAUUGAAGCCUACAAUGAUCGCAAGGCCGCCAUUGGGCGGGCGGCGAUUGAGAACUGUGUGGACUACCAGAUUGCGGAAAAGGAAUGCUUUUCGAGCGGCGAUUGGGGAAGGCUGAUGAAGAUGUGUAAAGAGGAGAACAAGGCGUUCAACCGAUGCUAUACGAUGCAAAGCAGAUUCCUCAAGGCAUUGGGUUAUUUGGCAUUACAAAGAAGCGCAGAGGAGGAAGAGCGAAUUCAGAUGCAUGCCGAUACGCUGUAUCAUGAGAUGUUGGCACGAGAACGCAUGCAGGAGGAAGCGAAGAAGGAGGGACUGGAACCGCCGGUUCUGCCACCGUUGAUCCAAGCGGAGAGGACUACAAAAGCGCUCGGUCAGGACAGUGCGUGGGCGCGUGCAAGACAGCGUGCGUUGGAGAGCGGAGCAUCACCAAAUCUCAGUGCACAUACACCCGUAAAGCAGGAGCAGAUUAGGAAGCGCAUCCAGGGCAUGACGAAGGCAGAGCAAGAGCUGGAGCUGCAGCUGAUUGCCGCUGAAAAUCGAGCUCAGAUGGAAUAUGCACAGCAAAUUGAAGAGAGACUAGAGGAAGAUCGCAAACACAGGGCGGAUCGCAGAGAGCGUGGUAAGGAGACGUUCGGUGAUUCUAUCAAGCGACUAUGGGGUUGGGAUAAAUGA